Messenger RNA from Botrytis porri, 753 nucleotides. RefSeq lists its product as uncharacterized. The record is from RefSeq and is a predicted model, not a curated record. The transcript has a single exon. The coding region runs from base 1 to 753 and encodes 250 amino acids. Lineage: Eukaryota; Fungi; Ascomycota; Leotiomycetes; Helotiales; Sclerotiniaceae.
AUGCACGACUCUCAGUUCGUAGCACUAGCUUCAACAUUAGCCGGCAAUGCCACUCUCAGCAUCGAGGGUUCGGGUCUGCCGGGUCUGUCUAAUGGAAGCAAUGACUUACGGUCGUUUAUCAUCGGAGAGUGCAACAUCAUCGCCCUUGGCCUUCUCGCAGAUGAAGAAUUUCAGAGAUCUCCAUUUAUCUCGAAAAUGAGCACCCCCAACGAGACAAACGCAGGCACCAAAAAUCUAUACGCCACGUGUCCCACGCAACCUUACCAGUGUCGAAACCAAUCUAUCUUGCGUGCAAUCAAAGAUCUCUCAAAUAAUAUCACCAUAAGCUAUCUCAGUUCUCCUGCCCUUGCCAGUACUAAGCUCAGAAACAUCACAACCUCAGACACUAUGAUUGUAUAUUUAUAUCGACCCCUCUUUCUCAUUCUCUCGUAUGGGAUUGGAUUUCUGUUCACAUCUAUCGCAGUCAUCAUUGGCCUUCACUCCAUACAUGUCAAUGGAGUUUCAUAUUCCAGUCUGUUCUCCACUAUUCUUGCUACGACUCGCAAUGCCGAUCUGGAUGCCCUGACUAGCGGUGCUUCUUUGGACGCGGACCCUCUCGCGAAGAAUAUUAAACAAACUAAAUUGAAGUUUGGUCCAGUAUUAGGAAAGGAAGGAAUGUGCCAGAGCUCGGUACCAGGCUGUGGUGUGUCGCACAUUGCGUCUGGAUUAGAGGGGACUAUUAGGGAUUUGAAAAAGCGGGGACAGUAUUUGUAA